This is a messenger RNA of Polypterus senegalus (gray bichir), 864 nucleotides long. Its product is annotated as trace amine-associated receptor 4-like. Gene Ontology annotation, cellular component: membrane. Gene Ontology annotation, biological process: G protein-coupled receptor signaling pathway. The transcript is spliced from 2 exons. The record is from RefSeq and is a predicted model, not a curated record. Gene Ontology annotation, molecular function: trace-amine receptor activity. The annotation marks the transcript as partial. Lineage: Eukaryota; Metazoa; Chordata; Cladistia; Polypteriformes; Polypteridae.
AUGAAUUUCACUCAAAGAGGAAUCACAAAGGAUGGUUACACCUGCUAUGCCUCAACAGAAAAUUCAUGCCCUAAACAAGUAUAUUCCAUUACUGCCCGUGUGCUCAUAUAUUUGACUCUAUGCACAAUAACAACAUUCACACUUUGCGGUAAUCUCUUGGUGAUAAUCUCCAUUUCUCAUUUCAAACAGCUUCACACUCCAACAAAUUUCCUCACGUUGUCUUUGGCAGUUGCUGACUUUUUACUUGGAGGAUUUGUGAUGCCACCCAGCAUGAUCAGAUCGGUGGAAACCUGUUGGUAUUUUGGGGAUUUCUUCUGCAAGUUUCACUCUAGCACAGACAUGAUGCUCUGCACAACUUCCAUUUUGCAUCUCUCCUUCAUUUCAGUUGAUCGUUAUUGUGCAGUGUGUUAUCCUCUAGUAUAUCACACUAAAAUCAGUGUAUCACUAAUAGGUAAAACUGUUCUCAUUUGCUGGUCUCUAUCAGCCAUGUUUGGGUUUGGCGUUAUAUUUUUAGGACUUAACAUAAGAGGUAUGGAAAAUUUUGAUAGUCAGGUUUUGUACUGUGUUGGGGGUUGCACACUAAUAUUAAACCAAACAUCAGGACUUGUUUGUUCCUUAAUAUCAUUUUACAUUCCUGGUUUUAUCAUGAUAGUUAUUUAUGUGAAAAUUUUCGCAGUAGCAAGAAAACAAGCACAAACCAUUGAAGACAGAAAAAAAUCAAUGUCAAGGAAGAGAGAAACUAAAGCAGCAAAAACUCUUUCAAUAGUUGUAGGUGUAUUCCUUAUUUGUUGGUCACCAUAUUUCUUCUGCAGUAUUCUUGACCCCAUUUUUAAUUAUUCAACAACUGGAGAUAUUUACAACUUU